Messenger RNA from Sturnus vulgaris (Common starling), 990 nucleotides. It is a transcript of the gene SP7, whose product is annotated as Sp7 transcription factor. Gene Ontology annotation, molecular function: RNA polymerase II cis-regulatory region sequence-specific DNA binding; DNA-binding transcription factor activity, RNA polymerase II-specific. Gene Ontology annotation, biological process: regulation of transcription by RNA polymerase II. The record is from RefSeq and is a predicted model, not a curated record. NCBI's taxonomy places the organism in Eukaryota, Metazoa, Chordata, Aves, Passeriformes, Sturnidae.
AUGGGUGACUCCUACGCCGCCGCCUUCCCCAGCGCCCCGGGGCUGCUGUCGCCGUCCGCCAGCCCCCAGGCCUCUCCCGGCCCCUACGGCCCCGACUACGGCCCCUUCGGCCACCCCUUCCCAGCCCCGUCCGGCGCCCAGGACGUGCUGGGGGCCCCCGUGGUGGUGGCGGCCAAGGGCCACCCCCCGGGCGAGUGCCUGCCGGGGGUGUACCCCUCGCUGGAGAUGCCGCACCCCUACGGCUCCUGGUACAAGGGCGGCAUCGGCGGGGGGCUGCCGGGGGGCUCCGGGCCCGCCGCCCCGUCCUGGUGGGAUGUGCACCCCAACGGGGGCUGGCUGGGGGGCCCGGCGGGCGCCGAGGGGCUGCAGGGCUCGCUGCAGGGCCAGCCCACUCUCAGCCCCCCUCUGCCCACCUACGGCUCGGAUUUCGGCGCUCUGAACCCCCCUCCUUACACCAACGCCCCCGCGGCGCCCCCCACCCCUAAACCCACGCCGGGCGAGACCCCGAAGGGUCCCCGCGGCGGCUCCUUGGGGGGACGCCCGGCCUGCGAUUGUCCCAACUGCCAGGAGCUGGAGCGGCUCGGGGGCCCGGGGGGGUCGCGGCGGAAGCCGGUGCACAGCUGCCACAUCCCGGGCUGCGGGAAGGUGUACGGCAAAGCCUCGCACCUGAAGGCGCACCUGCGCUGGCACACGGGGGAGAGACCCUUCGUGUGCAACUGGCUCUUCUGCGGGAAGCGCUUCACCCGCUCCGACGAGCUGGAGCGCCACGUCCGGACCCACACGCGCGAGAAGAAGUUCACCUGCCUGCUGUGCAGCAAGCGCUUCACCCGCAGCGACCACCUCAGCAAGCACCAGAAGACCCACGCCGACCCCGGCCCCCCCAAGCCGCCCCCCGGCGCCGAGCAGCCCCCCGCGUCCCCCCGGCCGCCGCCCGCCUCGCCCGGCAAGGACGGCGGCAGUCCCGAAGCCGGGAGUUUGUUGGAGAUUUGA